Molecule: messenger RNA, 1763 nt
Organism: Neopsephotus bourkii (Bourke's parrot)
Lineage: Eukaryota; Metazoa; Chordata; Aves; Psittaciformes; Psittacidae
Gene: GMPR
Product: guanosine monophosphate reductase
Exons: 10
Coding region: 507-1544 (345 amino acids)
Biological process (GO): nucleotide metabolic process
Cellular component (GO): GMP reductase complex
Molecular function (GO): GMP reductase activity
Source: RefSeq, a predicted model, not a curated record
GGGGGACACGACGCAAGAUGUAAACUCAGCCCCCAGCGACCGCCCGGAGCGCCGGGCUCCCACACGGGGCGGCCGCCCGCUCAGUCACAUGGAGUUGCCAUUUCCUCUGCCCUUGCUUUGCCCUUAAGGAGGCUGUGCUGCCGGUGGUGCCCGCGCCUCGCUCCUCACGGGCGGCGGCGGAGACGCGCCGUGUCCCCGUUUCCCCCACUCCUCCAUUGCCACACACAGAGCGCCCAGCCCGGCUGAGAGGCAGGGGUGGCUGCGGCGGGAUAAAGGGCAAGGGGUGGCCGGCUGCCCAGCUAAAAACAACCCUCUCCUCAUAAAGCGAUGGGGCCUGGGCCGCGCCGCCGCGCUCCCCGAGCCCUAUAAAUAGGCUUCUUGCGCUGCCCGCGGGCUUUGGCCGGUGCGGCUCUGCAGGCGGCGCGGUGCAGCGGAGAGAGCGCAGCGGGACCGCCGCCACCGCCGCCAGGAGAGCCUCGAUCCCCGCACCCCGCCACCCCAGCAAGAUGCCCCGGGUAGACGCAGACCUCAAACUGGACUUUAAAGAUGUCCUGCUCAGACCUAAAAGAAGCAGCCUCAAAAGCAGAUCAGAGGUCGACCUUACGCGGACCUUCACCUUCCGCAACUCCAAACAGACAUAUACAGGAAUUCCCAUUAUAGUGGCAAACAUGGACACUGUGGGGACAUUUGAAAUGGCUGUGGUUAUGGCAAAACAUGCAAUGUUCACUGCAAUUCACAAGCAUUAUUCUUUGGAAGAAUGGAAACUGUUUGCUGCCAAUCACCCAGAAUGCCUUGAGCAUGUAGCAGCAAGCUCAGGUAGCGGAAAAGCUGAUUUGGACAAGUUAACAAGUAUUCUGGAGGCCAUUCCACCUAUCAGAUACAUUUGCCUGGAUGUGGCAAAUGGCUAUUCAGAGCAUUUUGUGGAGUUCGUGAAGUCUGUCCGUGCCCUGUUCCCACAUCACACCAUUAUGGCAGGCAAUGUGGUGACAGGAGAGAUGGUAGAAGAGCUUAUUCUUUCUGGAGCAGAUAUUAUUAAAGUGGGUAUCGGACCAGGUUCUGUGUGUACCACUCGGAUUAAGACGGGGGUGGGCUAUCCACAGCUAAGUGCUGUUAUUGAGUGUGCUGACUCGGCACAUGGCUUGAAAGGACAUAUCAUAUCUGAUGGAGGAUGCAGCUGCCCAGGAGAUGUCGCCAAAGCGUUUGGAGCCGGUGCUGAUUUUGUCAUGCUUGGAGGAAUGUUUGCAGGCCAUGACCAGUGUGCUGGAGAGAUUAUAGAAAAGAAUGGCAAGAAGGUGAAACUCUUCUAUGGAAUGAGCUCUGAUACAGCCAUGAAGAAGCAUUCAGGAGGGGUUGCUGAAUACAGAGCUUCUGAGGGCAGAACUGUGGAGGUACCAUACAGAGGGGACGUGGAACUAACCAUCCUGGACAUCCUUGGGGGGCUGCGCUCCACCUGCACCUACGUGGGAGCUGCCAAACUGAAGGAACUGAGCAGGAGAACGACGUUUAUCCGAGUCACCCAGCAGCACAGCCAGGUCUUCUCUUAGCCCCGGACUGGGGAGCUGGAGAGAGAGUGGUGGUGGGAAGGAGCAGGAAGGGCUGCUUAUUUGUUUUGCUUUCUCUUCCUUGUUGUGUUAGUGGCAAACUCUCUCUCAGAAUGGCAGUGCCAUAGCCAUUGGAGGGGCUAUGGCUGGGAUUUGGAAAAGGAAGGUUAUGCUAUUAAGACAGUGCCAUUAUUUCUAAAUGCAAUAGCCUCAUCUUUUGUU